Messenger RNA from Fundulus heteroclitus (mummichog), 1155 nucleotides. RefSeq names its product POP7 homolog, ribonuclease P/MRP subunit (gene pop7). Gene Ontology annotation, cellular component: nucleolar ribonuclease P complex; ribonuclease MRP complex; nucleus. The transcript is spliced from 2 exons. Bases 158 to 613 code for a protein of 151 amino acids. Lineage: Eukaryota; Metazoa; Chordata; Actinopteri; Cyprinodontiformes; Fundulidae. Gene Ontology annotation, biological process: tRNA 5'-leader removal. The record is from RefSeq and is a predicted model, not a curated record. Gene Ontology annotation, molecular function: nucleic acid binding.
CCAACCCACUCCCUGGAGCCCGAGAAGGAGCCCGGCUUGUCCCCCAUCGUCACCAAGGCUCGCUGGAUCUGCGCGAGGCUCGGAGCGAUUCUGCUCGGGUUUCGAACCGGGGACCUGUUCAGUUUUUCUCUUUAGACCAUCGUUGUGAAUCCAGAAGAUGACUGAACCACGCAACCCAGGCAUGUCCUCCGCCCCCCAGAUAAACCCCACCCACACGGAGCCCAGCGCCCAGGCGGUCGAGAUGGACCCGGUGGAGUACACCCUGAGGAAGCGCCUCCCCCGCAAACUGCCCAAGAGGCGGAACGACGUCUACGUCAACAUGAAGACGGACUUCCGGGCCCAGCUGGCGCGCUGUCAGAAGCUGCUGGAGGGCGGAGGCCACAGGGAGAUCUGCGUCCACGGCCUGGGCCUGGCCAUCAACAGAGCCAUCAACAUCGCCCUGCAGCUGCAGGCCGGCAGCCAGGGGGCCCUGCAGCUGGCGGCCAACACCUCCACGGUGGAGCUCAUAGACGACCUGGAGCCCGAAGAUCCCGACGAGGCGGGGGAGCCCAUGACGCGCACGCGCAACAACUCAGCCAUUCACAUCAAGGUCUUCUACCCUGAUCCACAGUGACCUGAAAGUGUUACAUCUGACUCAUUUCCCCCUCCUGUUAUUUAUUUUCCCCUAAAAGCAAAAAGAACCAAGGUCUUGUCGGACGAUUUUUCUGUCGGAUCUCAUAGCGGAGCAGGUUGAUCGUUCAAGAAUCCCACUGGAAUCCCUUCUAAUGGAGAAAAUAAGAUGUAAACAUGUACAACGUAUGACGUUCAUCAUUGUGGUGUCCACUUGUGUGCAUGUUUUCUAAAAUUCAUAGAAUAUAUAAUCUCCACAAUGUUAUUAAAGUGAGUGUUAUUGCUCUAAGUGUCCACUAGGUGUCGGUAUUUAGCUCCAGUGAGUAAAAGUGUGGCUGUGGUUCUUCGAGCCAAACUUUAACGGAUGCGUUUGGCAACUUUUUCCUUAUUGUUUACAUUUUUUUAGGGUUCAGCUAAAGAUCAGCGAGACUUGAACCGAGCUCGUUUCUCCUCCUCUGGGAGAUUUCUGGUGUUUGAUGCGACCAAAACCGAUGCGGUAAAAGAUUAUGUAUUUGGUUUAAUAAAAUAAAAGUGGCUUGAAAUGUU